Molecule: messenger RNA, 4893 nt
Organism: Gasterosteus aculeatus aculeatus (three-spined stickleback)
Lineage: Eukaryota; Metazoa; Chordata; Actinopteri; Perciformes; Gasterosteidae
Source: RefSeq, a predicted model, not a curated record
GUUGGUGCCGGAGUCGCUCGCUCGCUCGUAACUUGGUCGUGUGCGCGGUGAGGAUGCGGAGCCGCAGUAACUCGGGAGUGAGGCUGGACGGCUACGCCCGGCUGGUCCAAGAGACGAUCCUGUGUCACCAGAACCCCGUGACAGGCCUUCUCCCUGCCAGCGCCCAGAAGAAGGACGCCUGGGUGAGGGAUAAUGUGUACAGCGUCCUGGCCGUGUGGGCGCUCGGCAUGGCGUACCGCAAGAACGCUGACCGCGACGAAGACAAGGCCAAGGCCUACGAGCUGGAGCAGAGUGUGGUGAAACUGAUGCAGGGACUUCUUCAGUGCAUGAUGAGACAGGUGGCCAAGGUGGAGAAGUUCAAACACACCCAGAGUACGACGGACUGCUUGCAUGCCAAGUACCAUACUCCCACCUGUGCCACGGUCGUCGGGGACGACCAGUGGGGCCAUCUCCAGGUGGAUGCCACCUCUAUGUACCUGCUGACGCUUGCGCAGAUGACGGCAUCAGGUCUUUGCAUCAUCUCAAACCUGGACGAAGUGGCUUUUAUCCAAAACCUGGUGUUCUACAUAGAGGCUGCCUACAAGGUGGCGGAUUACGGGAUGUGGGAGCGAGGGGACAAGACCAACCAGGGCAUUCCCGAGCUCAAUGGCAGCUCAGUAGGAAUCGCCAAGGCAGCCCUGGAGGCCAUAGACGAGCUGGAUCUUUUUGGUGCCCACGGGGGGCCGAAGUCAGUCAUCCACGUUUUGCCCGAUGAAGUGGAACAUUGUCAGUCCAUCCUGUGCUCCAUGCUGCCGAGAGCUUCCACGUCGAAGGAGAUGGACGCCGGCCUCCUGUCCGUCAUUUCCUACCCCGCCUUUGCUGUUGAGGAUCCCGACCUGGUGGCCAUAACUAAGUCGGAGAUCAUAAGCAGACUGCAGGGUCGCUAUGGCUGCUGCCGCUUCAUCCGGGAUGGAUAUCUUUGUCCUAAAGAGGACCCUUCUCGGCUGCACUACGAUCCCGCAGAGCUCAAGCUGUUUGAGAACAUCGAGUGCGAGUGGCCCGUGUUCUGGACUUAUCUCAUCCUGGACGGUGUCUUUGCUGGAGAUCAAGUGCAGGUGCAGGAGUACCGUGAGGCCCUGGAAGGCAUCUUGAUCAGAGGGAAGAACGGCAUCAAACUGAUGCCUGAAAUUUAUGCUGUGCCUCAUGACAAGGUGGAGGAGGAGUACAGCAACCCUCACUCGGUGGACAGGGUGGCAAUGGGGCAGCUGCCUCACAUGUGGGGGCAGUCGCUCUACAUCCUGGGCUGCCUACUGGCCGAGGGUUUUUUAGCACCAGGAGAGAUAGAUCCCCUCAACAGGAGAUUCUCUACAAACUUCAAGCCAGAUGUUGUGGUCCAAGUCUGUGUUCUAGCGGAGUCAGAGGGGAUCAAGGAGCUGCUGCGUGAUCACGGGGUCGUGGUCCAGACCAUGUCAGAGGUUCUGCCCAUCAGAGUCAUGCCUGCUCGCAUCCUGAGCCACGUCUAUGUCAAACUGGGGAACUGCAAGAAGCUGAGUUUGAGCGGGAGGCCCUACAGACACAUUGGAGUUCUGGGAACAUCCAAAUUCUACGAGAUCAGAAAUCGCUCUUAUAUAUUCACCCCCCAGUUUCUGGAUCAGCACCAUUUCUACCUGGCACUGGACAACCAGAUGAUCGUGGAGAUGUUACGCACGGAGCUGGCCUACCUCUCCUCUUGCUGGAGGAUGACAGGACGGCCCACUCUAGCUUUCCCCAUCACCCAUAGCAUGCUGGUUGAAGAUGGAGAUGCCAUUGAUCCGUGUAUCCUAGCAACCCUUAGGAAGCUACAGGACGGCUACUUCGCUGGAGCCAGGGUGCAGAUGUCAGACCUCUCCAGUGUCCAGACCACUUCGUUCCACACUCACCUCAGCUUCCUGGACGAAGAAGACGACGACGACGGCUUACUCGAGGAUGAGGAGGAAGAUGACGACUAUGAUCAGGAAUCUACCAUCCGUGGGCCCUCAGAAGGCACAAAAGACAUGUUUGACCAGUACCUCACCCAGCUUCUUCGUAGCACCACCACCAAGUGCCACCUUCCUCCCAUCCAGAGGGGGCAGCACCACGUCUUCAGUGCGGAACACACCACCAGAGACAUCCUGUCUUUCAUGGCCCAGGUCCAGGGCCUGGACGUUCCCAAGUCUUCCAUGUAUCUGCCCGUGACUCAUUACAAGAACAAACACCGCAAAGCCCUCAACCUGCUUGACAUUCCUCCUCCUCCUCCGCACGGCCCCAAUGCGAAGCAGCACAAGUCCCACAGCGCCGCAGAUUUGCACCUGCCUCGAGACCCCCAGGGCAACACGGACUUUGCGGCGUUGGUGAGGCAGCUGAGAGAGUGUCCGACUCUGCAGGACCAGGCGGACAUACUCUACAUCCUUUACGCAAUGAAAGGAGCGGAUUGGCCGGUGGAGUUGGCGGGCCCCGGGCAGGGCGGUGUCACUGUGCGUUCCCUACUGGAGGAGCUGUAUGUUCAAGCCGGAUCCUGCAAUGAGUGGGGACUAAUCCGAUACAUCUCCGGAAUAUUACGAAAGAGAGUGGAGGUCCUCGCUGAGGCCUGCACAGAUCUGAUUUCCCACCACAAGCAGCUGACGGUGGGCUUACCCCCCGAGCCCAGGGAACGAGUCAUCACAGUUCCGCUCCCUCCGCAGGAGCUGAACGCUCUCAUCUAUGAAGCCAGCGGCCACGACAUCAGCAUCGCUGUACUCACGCAGGAAAUCAUGGUCUAUCUAGCCAUGUACGUGCGCUCCCAGCCCGCUCUGUUCGGGGACAUGCUGCGCCUCAGGAUAGGACUCAUCAUGCAAGUGAUGGCCACUGAGCUGGCUCGCAGUCUGCACUGCUCUGGGGAAGAGGCGUCUGAGAGUUUGAUGAGCCUGAGUCCGUUCGGCAUGAAAAACCUGCUGCAUCACAUCCUCAGUGGAAAAGAGUUUGGGGUGGAGAGGAGCAUGCGCCCGUUCCAGUCCACAGCCACGAGUCCUGCCAUCUCCAUCCAUGAACUCGGCCACACUGGAGCCACCAAGACGGAGCGCACAGGGAUACACAAGCUGAAGAGUGAGAUCAAACAGCUGGAUGACUCUCGGCCUCUCAGUAUCUUCAGCGGCGGCCAUUCCUUGGGUAGCAAUGUCACAUCUCCUCGCUCCACGCGCUGCAGCAGCCCCUCCACCCCCAGCGGCAUCCUGUCCCCAGUGGGCCACAGUCUAGGGGAUGGACAGCUGCACUGGGAGGACAGGCAAGGCCAGUGGCUGAGGAGACGCAGGCUGGAUGGAGCCAUCAACAGAGCACCAGUGGGUUUCUACCAGAAGGUCUGGAAGAUCCUGCAAAAGUGUCACGGCCUGUCCAUCGAUGGCUACGUGUUGCCCUCAUCUACCACGAGAGAAAUGACAGAGGGAGAGAUCAAGUUUGCAGUGCAGGUUGAGUCUGUCCUGAACCACGUCCCUCAACCAGAGUACCGGCAGCUGCUGGUGGAGACCGUGAUGGUUCUGGGCCUGUUAGCUGACGUGGACGUGGACAGCAUUGGUGGCAUUAUACACGUGGACCGCAUCCUGCAUCUGGCCAAUGACCUCUUCCUCAGUGACCAGAAAUCCCACAGUGCCAGUGAUUAUUUCCUCGAGAAGGACCCAGCGACCGGGAUCUGCAACUUUUUCUACGACAGUGCCCCCAGUGGCAGCUUCGGCACCAUGACCUACCUGUCCAAGGCGGCGAUCACUUACGUGCAGGACUUUCUGCCGAGCUCCAGCUGUCUGAUGCAAUGAAGACGCAGACUGAGCACGUGAAGAGACGCGUGUCAUCGGAGAGGAGUCAUCCGGCCAAAGGCUGCAAAGCUUUUCAUUGUCAGCUCGUGCCAUUCAUGUGGUUCUUGUGAGUAUUUAUAAACUCUGUAGCUCUCAUAUGUAACAUCCUGGCAUCGGCAGCUGAUUUCAUUUUUCAAAAAUGUAUAUUCUUUUUUAUUUAUUUCUUAAACAUGCAGCUCAAAUGUGUGUUUACAGGAUUUAAAAACAGGCACUAUAUAUGUGAAUUAAAUAUUUGCAAAUUAGCACAUCUCUGUGCUCUGGGUGUAUGUGAGAAAAUAGGUAAACCAUUAAAUGAGUUUAUGGGCAUAAUUCUAUCUCUGGAGUUAUUGCAGUAAUCAUUUCCUGUAGUUUAUUAACGCAAAUAAUUUCCCUCAACUCGUUCAUUUUUAUUUACUGUUUCCCUGUUCCCUUUUUAGUAUUUUAUUUUGUAAUAUAAUAAUUUAUUGUUCUACUGUAAGAGAUGACCUUCAAUAUGUAAGUUAUCACCUUAAAAAAAAAUCUAAUAACUUGUAGCAUUAUAAACCUGUAACAAUAAUCAUUGUUUACCCUCAAUGCCAAGGGGUUUUUGUCCUUGUGUACGGCUCGUCUUCUGUGAAAUCAAUGAAAAUCAAUCCAUCCGUCUGUUGUCUGCAUGUCCGAUGCUACUGAUCUGGAGUCAAAUUUUGCACGUACAUCAACAUAUUGAUGGUUUGUACAUUUGUGGACAGUGUAAGAAAGUAUGUUACUGGUAUGUUGGGUUUGAAGUCUGCUUUAAUACUGCUAGUUCAUGUUUCAUAUAUAUAUUAUAUAUAGUUAUUUAUGUACAUGACAAUAAUGGUAUAGUUCAUAAUGUAUAGGUAGAGUAAUGGUGGUGCAGCCAGAUGUUGAUAAAGUAUAAGAGAGGUCCAGAAUAUGUUGAAUUGGGUUUAUUCGAGGUCUGAGAAGCACAAAGGGGGAAAAAAAGGUUUUCAAUAACUUUCAUCCCAAUGCUUUGAUUUUGAAAGAAAGAGCAGGAAACGGUUAAUGUAUUUUAUUACUAACCCGAAAAUCAUGAACAUUAUGCAUGUUCAUGCAAUAAUUAAAAUAAUUUGACUAA